Molecule: messenger RNA, 825 nt
Organism: Ruditapes philippinarum (Manila clam)
Lineage: Eukaryota; Metazoa; Mollusca; Bivalvia; Venerida; Veneridae
Product: multiple epidermal growth factor-like domains protein 11
Exons: 6
Coding region: 1-756 (251 amino acids)
Molecular function (GO): scavenger receptor activity
Source: RefSeq, a predicted model, not a curated record
AUGUCUGACAAGCGUGAUAUGCUCAUCUGUAAAUGUGAGAAUGCUGAUGUGGCCACCGGCAAGUUUUUCCAAUCUCUUACAGACGCAGACAAAGGCCGUUUUGGGCGGAUUCACAAGCCAAGAAGAAAACUAUACAGCAUAUUGCGGAAACCAGAAAACAGGUGGUGGCCCAGCCCCUAUCUGAGACCUGGAGGCAUGGGAGAGCAAGCUAGAAUUAAUGGAAUGAUACACAUGGGUGAUAAUGAGCCAGUGCCAAAGAAGGCAAACUAUGACAUUUUCGAAAAUAUAUUCUGCAAUGUGAAUAAACAUAACAGUUUAUACUUGAUAGGAUGUAGCAUUGGAAAGUUUGGUGCAGAAUGUCUGAAGAAUUGUCCGUCUAAUUGCAAAAAUAAAUAUUGCAACCACGUCAACGGUGCAUGUAUCGGUGGAUGCAAGCCGGGCUAUCAAGGAUAUCAGUGUCAAGAAAGAUGUAGCAUUGGAAAGUUUGGUGCAGAAUGUCUGAAGAAUUGUCCGUCUAAUUGCAAAAAUAUAUAUUGCAACCACGUCAACGGUGCAUGUAUCGGUGGAUGCAAGCCGGGCUAUCAAGGAUAUCAGUGUCAAGAAAGAUGUAGCGUUGGAAAGUUUGGUGCAGAAUGUCUGAAUAAUUGUCCGUCUAAUUGCAAGAGUAUAUAUUGCAACCACGUCAACGGCGCAUGUACCGGUGGAUGCAAGCCGGGCUAUCAAGGAUAUCAGUGUCAAGAAAGUAAGUAUUUUUAAUUGUUUAAUUAUGCAGAUACAAGCUAGUUUUGAAACUUCUAUAUUUUGUAUAUUUUCCCGAUUAAAUUG